AUGGGUGUCCAGAAAAAGACUCGCAAAUUCGCAGAGGUCAAGCGAGUUAUCGGUCGUCGCGAUGCCAGAUUGAAGGAGAACAAGCUCAAGGCGGAGCUGGCCCAGAAGGAGAAGGAGAAGAAGACCAUCAAUGGCGAGGUUAUCCGAGAAGCUCCCCAAAUGCCCAGCAACAUGUUCUUCCAGCACAACACAGCUCUCGUCCCACCCUACAGCGUUCUCGUCGAUACCAACUUUCUCAGUCACUCAGUUCAGCGAAAGCUCUCUCUUCUCGACUCCAUGAUGGAUUGUCUUUAUGCCAAGUGUAACCCUAUCAUCACAUCGUGUGUCAUGGCUGAGUUGGAAAAGCUUGGGCCCAAGUACCGACUGGCGCUGAGGGUUGCGCGAGACGAGCGAUGGACACGACUUGAGUGCGACCACAAGGGUGUAUAUGCCGACGACUGCUUGGUCGACCGAGUGCAGAAGGACAGAAUCUACAUCGUGGGCACAAACGAUAAGGCGCUCAAGCAACGGCUACGCAAGAUUCCUGGUGUGCCUAUCAUGAGUGUGGCGCGUGCCAAGUACGUGAUAGAAAGGCUGCCAGGUGCACCGGACUCAUAG
Messenger RNA from Fusarium pseudograminearum CS3096, 597 nucleotides. RefSeq lists its product as uncharacterized. Lineage: Eukaryota; Fungi; Ascomycota; Sordariomycetes; Hypocreales; Nectriaceae. The record is from RefSeq and is a predicted model, not a curated record. The transcript is spliced from 3 exons. Gene Ontology annotation, cellular component: small-subunit processome; nucleolus. The coding region runs from base 1 to 597 and encodes 198 amino acids.